AAGUCUAUCAAUCCCACGAGUCAACUUUUACUUUAUUUGGAACAUCGCGAAAUAUACACCAUGUCGAACCCCAACCUCAUGGAUAUCGAGCCCGGUGGUGAAAACACUCAGUAUGAGUCGAUUCGUUAUUUCACAGAGACUCCGCCGAAGCAGACCGGUCAACUAGGUGCCCACUGCGAGCACACAAGAAGUGAAUACAACCCGAUCCUCGGAGACGAGGAUGAAGAAGGCAAGGAAAAGAAUGGGGACACGCCACUGGCACGGCAGCUUGAGAAGGGAGAGGCUACGUCUGGUCUCUCGGGAAUCGUGGAUAAAGAUUCAAAGCCCGAAACCCCAGAGGAGGCUGCAGCGCUGGCGGCAAGGAUCAGGAGAGAACAGGGAUAUGGGCCUGGCUCGGGUGUCGGGGCUUAGGUGCCGCGAGAUAGGUGUAAAUAAAACAUGGGUAAUGAACAGAUUCUCCAAGAAAUUCGAGACGGGCGGUUGAUUGAUUUAUUGAGAAGCGGAUGGGCUGGAGGAGGUCGACUGCGGGGGCGUGGGG
This is a messenger RNA of Aspergillus fijiensis CBS 313.89, 538 nucleotides long. RefSeq lists its product as uncharacterized. The record is from RefSeq and is a predicted model, not a curated record. Bases 61 to 411 code for a protein of 116 amino acids. The transcript is spliced from 4 exons. NCBI's taxonomy places the organism in Eukaryota, Fungi, Ascomycota, Eurotiomycetes, Eurotiales, Aspergillaceae.